Messenger RNA from Eimeria maxima, 1860 nucleotides. RefSeq lists its product as hypothetical. The record is from RefSeq and is a predicted model, not a curated record. The transcript has a single exon. The coding region runs from base 1 to 1860 and encodes 619 amino acids. NCBI's taxonomy places the organism in Eukaryota, Apicomplexa, Conoidasida, Eucoccidiorida, Eimeriidae.
AUGGGUCGAGCGUGCCUGUGGUUGUCUUCCGACCCGCAGAUGCGGCAGGAGAUAUGUUUGGGUUCCGGAGGCAUGUCUAGGCAAAAGGCCCUAUUCAUAACCUUAGCAGGUCUUCUUCUUCAUUCUGUCAAGCUUACAGAUUCGUUGGUUUCAGCGUUUUCCCUGCAUGCACAUACUCCCGGUCUUUCGAGCUCAUGGCAGCCUGGAAUCCGCCCUCUGCCUCCUCUGUUGGCAGCAUCAAUCAGCGCAGACUCUGCGGGCACCUCGGAGGAAGCAGGUAAAUAUCAGCAGCAAGACGACGAGACUGACGUAGACACUGAAUUAGAAGGAGGCUAUCCCAUUCAUCACUCAUUCCCUUUGGAUAGUACCGCCAUCAGAUCUCCAAUGCAGCAUCAGCCCCGCGGAACGCGACUCAUUCCAGGCUUCCCCGGCCCCCAGUUUGUUUCUCUGAGGCCUUCGGCGCUGUAUCGUCGUCGCCUUCGUAGGCACCGGAGGGAUGAAGGAUGGCAGUUUUCGAAUUUGCCCGUAAAGCGUGUUUUUUUUGCGGCAAGAAGGAACCACCGUGACCAGCUGAUGCACAAGUGGUUGUAUACGCGGCACGUACAGUGCAAGAGGCGGGCCAAGGAAGUACGAAGCGUGCUCCAGACACAAAGACGGGAGAUCUUUGAUCAUAAAAUAGGGGAAGGGCAUGCUCCCGACUCUAAGGAAGAGGCUUUGGAGCCAGCGCCUGCUCAGGCGACCGCUAACGAAGCCCCUGUUCAAGCCUUGGCAACAGUGGGCAGUUGGAGCGAAGCGGGAAAUGAACCAUCCAAAGAUUGUAUAACGGCUGUGAGGGCUGCGCUGAAGUCGGUUCCCUCUGCAAAAGUCCUCUCGACGAUGUCUGCAGCAGAUUUGGGGCGUCUGCACGCGCAAUUGCGGGAGCUGUUGGUGGACGCGGUGAUUGCAGUAGCGCCUCCAGAGCGUGUGGCCGCUGCUGCUUCUGAGGGAUUCUCUUUGCCGCCUCCUGAAGCAGCCCUGGCCGCCUCCCCCUUUCCUUGGUGGAGCAGCGCUCGCGGCCUCCAGCCCUGGCGAGGAAGGAAGGUGAGCUGGGCGCAGCAGAGCCGUCGUGUCAACUGGGCAAACCCUAGACGAUCAGUGGAGCCGAUGGUUGCAGGGGUUUUGCUGCCGAAGGAGGCAGCUGCAGUUGUGGCUGCUGAGCGUAACGCACGUAAUAGGGAGCUUUUGGAUUCCAUUCGCUCUUUUCUUUUUGCCUCUAGCACCGACGCCGAAGGACAGACCGAGGCGUCAUCGUCAGAGCCUGCAGAGUCUUGCGGAGCUCCCGCAGAAAAUCUGGCAACGCCGUGGUUUAUCCGGGCAGAAGAGGACCGGCUGAAUCGCCUGUUGCGGUGGGAUGGCGGUAGGAAGAAAGAACAAACGGACGCUCCCUUAGGCAGCAGCAGUAGCAGCAGCAGUAGCAAAAGCGGUAGCGGUAGCGAACCCUCAAGUUCGGCGGAUUUGCCCCGUGAGGAGGUACAAGAGAGCGAGUCCCAGAAUAAAGGAGAAGAAAGAUCCUUUAGAUGCCAACAGGCGACCUGCGGAGAGGCAGGUGGAGUGCGUCGGGCAUUGGGAGCUGCCAUCGAUGUGGCACUGCUACUCUCUGAGGCAAUUAUCACAAAGAAGAGUGGGGCUGCAGCUCCAUUCUCGUGGGAGUCUCCUUUCCUGAGAUCCGCCUCCUCCUCCAAAAGAAGAAGGUGGCGAGAACGCGGCCGCCCAGCACCUGAACAAAGGCUUCCCAGUCGGCAGGCCAGGCGGCUCGCCAACAAGGAAAAACGGCUAGCUCGGAAGCGAGCUAGCGACGAAACUGGAAAGCGAGCUAGCUGA